AUGCUUGGUGGAUUAUGGACAUUCAAUAUGGAUGAUGGCUUUCUUGAAGCCUUCGUUAGGGGAUUAAAAAGUGGACUUCUUAACGAAACUGAUUAUACAACAUUAACACAAUCAAACACACUUGAAGAUAUGAAGGUGGCAUUACUAAAUAGUGAUUAUAAAGAUGUAUUUCAAAACGAACCAUCACCAAUUACUGUAUCUACUAUUAAAGCAAGGUGCACUGAUAAAUUAGUUUCUGAUUUUUUUACUAUUCAAUCACAAAGUUAUUAUCCAUUAAGUAAAUUUAUGGAAUUUCUUACAAUUCCUUAUAUGAUCGAUAACGUUAUUUUACUUAUUACUGGGACUCAAGGGGAAAAGGAAAUGGAUGAAUUAAAAGAAAAAUUACAUCCUUUAGGUCUUUUUAAAAAUAUUGAAUCUCUUUCUAUUACUAAAACAGUAAAUGAUUUAUAUCAUUACAUUCUUAUUGAUACACCAUUAGGAAAUUAUCUUAGUGAUUGUUUAAGUGAAGAAGAUUUAACAGAAUUAAACAUUGAAAUUAUUAGAAAUACUUUGUAUAAAGGUUAUUUGGAAGAAUUUUAUGCUUUUUGCCAAAAACUUGGUGGAGAAACAGCUCGUGUUAUGGGUGAUAUUUUAAAUUAUGAAGCUGAUAGAAGGGCUAUCACAAUUACAUUGAAUUCUUUUGGAACAGAUUUAAGUCGUGAUGAUCGUAUGAAAUUAUUCCCAAACGUUGGUUUACUUUAUCCAGUUGGAAUGAAUGCACUAGCUGCUGCAACUGAUAUGGAAGGUGUUGUUAAAGCUGUUGAAUAUGUUCCAACAUAUAAAGCAUUAAUGAAUUUACAUGCUGCAGAUGAUGCAGGUGAACGUUCAUUAGAAGAAAUGUUCUUUGAUGAAGAAGUAGAAAUAAAUAAGAGUGCAUAUUAUACUCAAAUGGGAUAUGGUGUUUUUUAUUCAUGGCUGAAGUUAAAAGAACAAGAAGUAAGAAAUAUAAUGUGGAUUGGUGAAUGUAUUGCCCAAGACCAAAAAGAAAAAAUCAAUCAAAACGUUAUUAGAUUAUUCUAA
Molecule: messenger RNA, 1059 nt
Organism: Entamoeba dispar SAW760
Lineage: Eukaryota; Evosea; Mastigamoebida; Endamoebidae
Product: vacuolar ATP synthase subunit D, putative
Exons: 1
Coding region: 1-1059 (352 amino acids)
Biological process (GO): vacuolar transport; proton transmembrane transport; vacuolar acidification
Cellular component (GO): vacuolar proton-transporting V-type ATPase complex; proton-transporting V-type ATPase, V0 domain
Molecular function (GO): proton-transporting ATPase activity, rotational mechanism
Source: RefSeq, a predicted model, not a curated record